Messenger RNA from Gopherus flavomarginatus (Mexican gopher tortoise), 4130 nucleotides. RefSeq names its product actin binding LIM protein 1 (gene ABLIM1). The transcript is spliced from 22 exons. The coding region runs from base 377 to 2359 and encodes 660 amino acids. The record is from RefSeq and is a predicted model, not a curated record. Gene Ontology annotation, molecular function: actin filament binding. Lineage: Eukaryota; Metazoa; Chordata; Testudines; Testudinidae. Gene Ontology annotation, cellular component: stress fiber; actin cytoskeleton. Gene Ontology annotation, biological process: cilium assembly; lamellipodium assembly; cytoskeleton organization.
GGAGCGGCUUCCCGGAGAUCCCUUGGAGGGUGGAUGUCCUGAUCUGCUGCCGGGUGUCGCUGCCCAGCCUGCAGCACUGAGCGGGGGGAAGGGAAGGAGGGAGGGAGGCAGCCAAGACCCGCCCAGCCCUGGCCGCUCACUGUCUGCAUUGGCUGCGGCUGCUGGUGCUAUUGUCCAUGGAGCGCCCUGCUCCGCUCUGCUGCUCCGGGGCACGCGGCAGGCAGGUACCAGCCCGCUCAUCUCCAUCCCCGGCCCAUGGGUGGCUGGCCCGCAGGACCACGGCAGCGGCAGCAGCUGCUCAUCUCCCGUCUCCCCCACCCCUCCCUUAACCACCGAGACUCGCUGCCUCCCCCCGCCAGCUGCCACUGCCUGAGCCAUGUCUGCGAGAGUGGCCCAUUCCCAAGAACCUCCCCACUCCACUGAGAAGCCUGUCAUCCACUGCCAUAAAUGUGAGGAGCCAUGUAAAGGCGAAGUGCUCCGUGUCCAGUCCAAGCACUUUCACAUCAAAUGCUUCACCUGCAAAGUGUGUGGCUGUGACCUGGCCCAAGGAGGGUUUUUCAUUAAGAACGGGGAAUACCUCUGCUCUGUGGAUUACCAGCGCAUGUAUGGAACCCGCUGCAAUGGCUGUGGGGAAUUCGUGGAAGGAGAAGUAGUGACAGCUCUGGGAAAAACCUACCAUCCGAACUGCUUUGCCUGCACGGUUUGCAAACGCCCGUUUCCACCAGGAGACCGGGUUACCUUCAAUGGAAGGGAUUGUCUCUGUCAAAUGUGUGCUCAGCCAAUGUCAUCUAGUCCAAAAGAGAUCUCCAGCUCAAGCAAUUGUGCUGGCUGUGGAAGAGAGAUAAAAAAUGGCCAAGCGCUACUAGCACUGGAUAAGCAGUGGCACCUGGGAUGCUUUAAGUGCAAGGCCUGUGGCAAGGUCCUGACUGGAGAAUACAUCAGCAAGGAUGGUGCCCCUUAUUGUGAAAAGGACUACCAGGUUCUCUUUGGGGUCAAAUGUGAAGCAUGUCACCAAUUCAUCACUGGGAAGGUCCUAGAGGCAGGUGACAAGCAUUAUCAUCCGAGCUGUGCACGAUGCAGCAGAUGCAACCAAAUGUUCACGGAAGGAGAAGAAAUGUACCUGCAAGGUUCUACUGUAUGGCAUCCCGACUGUAAGCAGUCCACUAAGGCAGAAGAUAAGCUACGGCAUUCCUCAUCUGAUUUCUUUUAUCCAAAGAGUCUGGUUCUGCGCAGACCACGCUCUACAGAGCUGUUCUCACCGCCUUGCAUAAUGAACUCAAUCAAAAAACUAAGGCAGCCUACAAGGACAUCGUCUGAAAGUAUUUAUUCCAGACCAGGUUCCAGUAUUCCUGGCUCACCAGGCCAUACUAUCUAUGCAAAAGUAGACAAUGAAAUCCUUGAUUACAAGGAUUUAGCAGCUAUUCCCAAAGUCAAGGCCAUUUAUGACAUUGAACGUCCAGACCUAAUUACUUAUGAGCCAUUCUACACUUCCGCCUACGAGGAGAGACAGGAGAGACAGAGUCUUGGAGAGUCUCCAAGGACACUCUCUCCCACCCCAUCUGCAGAAGGUUAUCAGGAUGUUCGGGAUCGCAUGAUUCACAGGUCAACCAGUCAGGGCUCUAUUAGUUCUCCAGUGUAUAGUCGACACAGCUACACUCCCACAAUGUCACGCUCCCCUCAGCAUUUCCACAGACCUGGCAAUGAGCCGUCCAGCGGUCGGAACUCCCCUGUCCCUUAUCGGCCAGACAGCCGCCCUCUAACUCCAACUUACGUUCAGGCCCCUAAACAUUUCCAUGUUCCAGAUCAAGGCAUCAACAUUUACAGGAAACCACCCAUCUAUAAACAACAUGAUGCAACUGCUUUGGCAGCACAGAGCAAGUCCUCCGAGGAUAUCAUCAAGUCCUCCAAGUUCCCAGCAGCCCAUGCUCCAGCACCCAACGAGAUACCAAAGAUUGAGACAGACCACUGGCCAGGUCCUCCCUCACUUGCGGCUGUAGGAGUCGACAUGAGACGCAGAUCAAGUGGCAGAGAGGAAGAAGAUGAAGAGCUCCAGAGACGUCGGCAGCUACAGGAGGAGCAGCUCAUGAAGCUUAACUCAGGUCUGGGGCAAUUGAUAUUAAAAGAAGAAAUGGAAAAGGAGACUCGCGAUAGGCCACCUCUUUCAGCCAGUCGUUAUGAUUCUCCAAUUAAUUCAUCCUCACAAGCCUCGGCCUCCAAAACCUCCUCCCUCCCUGGCUAUGGAAGAAAUGGACUGCACAGGCCGGUGUCUACAGACUUUGGUCAGUACAAUAGUUAUGGGGAUGUGAGCGGUGAUGUUCGAGAUUUCCAGGUAGAGUACGGGUUUUCAUCCAUCAACUGACAGCAGAGAUAAAAACAUCCACUCUGUUAUUCAAGUCUGAAUUACUGCUACAGGGAAGGGGUUUUUUUUAAGACCUUUGUUUCAGUUUAUCUGCAUGUUUAAGCAUAAUCGACGAUGUAGACAUGUAUCAACAAGGGACAGGCACAGCUAAGACGCUUCAUGGUACAGCCUCAGAACUGUAUGGGUGAGGAGGCCCACACGCCAGUUUUGUGACCUGCUUUGUAAAGCUAAUUGAUGUUGAAAUGAAAAUUAUCUGUAGUGGUUCCUUCUUGGCAUCUGAGCAUGGGUGCUCUCUCCCCAUGUCUUGUCCCAACCAAAGGAUGGUCUAGACACAUUCCUCUUCCUUCUGGGGCCCCCCAUGUUCCGUACUACGAGCCUCAAACUAUCCCUUUUUGUCUGUGGCUCUGAACAUGGAAUUCACCCUCCAGCUGAGAAGGUUGGCCAGUGGCCUCCUAUGAUGCUGUCAUCAUAGAUUUUCCAGUAGUAGAUGCUCUUGCAAGUGCCAGCCCCUCCUCUCCAGAUCCCCAUGACAACUUUUUGCCAUUGCCUAGCUUAAUGAAUGUUCACGAUAAUACGUAUUUGUACAGCACCUCGCACGGUGAAGCCCGAAAAUGGUUGGCCUGUAGGCGCUAUUGCAAUAUAAACGCUAAAUUAUUAUAAUUUAAAUACUUGGGCAAAUUGAUUAUGUACCUUAUCAAAGACUGAUCUGCAGUGAGAGAAUUACAAGAUAUAUUUGUCGUGCCAUGCAUUAUGCUUAAAGUGUGGUUGUGCUGUGAACAGUAACUAUGUAGAAAUGGCACCUUCUUAACCAAGAGAUGCCUCUUGUAUGCAUUCCCAGUAAAAUCUGCCUAUUGUGACAAAAAUAAGUUGAUACGACUUUUUCACCUGCUAUCACUGCAGAGCCGAUACACCUAGCAGAGUGUAAACUGGAGUCUAUUCAUGCUGGUACAUGUUCAGCAGAAUCGUUCAUUAAAUGCCCGAUUUAACUCCCACUCGAGGUCAAAGAAUCUCUUUCCAUUGACUUCAGUGGGAGUUGCCCUAAGAUUCAAUCAGUUGUCCCUGUGCAAAAGGCAUUAGGUUUUCCCAGGUGUCAAUGAAGAUAAAAUGGAAAAGUAGGAUGCACAGGUGUAACAGAGCCUAUGUAACAGGACCUGCAAAGCCUUUAUUACUGAUAAUGUGUGAAACGGAAAGAACCCAGACUGACUGUCACAUACAGGUAGAGUUUGCAGUUAGAAAUGAAACCAUUUUACUUGUCAACUGAGCAUAUUGGAUAUAACUGAGUGCCGUUUGUUAUGAGAAAAAAGACAUCUGUGGAAUUUCAUGGUGCCAUUUUUGCAGUUACUUUUUCAGAGUAGAGCCACACUCUAAUGCUAUCCAAGUGGUUAAAAAUGCCCUGACACAUUGUCGUGUGGGAUCUGAGUUGAGGUUCCAAGCUGCAAGCCCACAGAGGAAGCCAUUGAGACAGGAAAGGUGUGGCCACUCUGUAGUAACCCCCUGAUUGAUUGGGAGUGGUAUGGAUGCGUUCCACAAUGACCCAUGUCCAAGCCUACUGAGCAGAGAGCAGAUCAGAGCCUUUGAGGGAGAUGGGAUCCAGAGCUCACCUUAGAAAAGUAAUAAGCAGGAGUUUUGACAGGGUUCCAUAUGGUAAGAUUAAUUGUUAAGAUUUGAGGAAAGUAUGAGCAUAAAUUCACCUCUGUUUUCACCAUGACAUGAGUACCUUUACCCUGUGUGUGUCUGUGUAACCUGUGUGUCUGACGUAUACCUGUAUCCG